AUGAAAACACUGCGCAAACUCAAGAACCUAUUAACACCAGUUUUAUUUCGCGGGAAACACGAUUACUUCCCGAGAACCCUCGAGCUUCACAAUGGCGGAAAGGUUAGCUAAGUUAUCAAUUAAGGGCGGCCGGUCACCCCUCAAAAAGUUCUCUGUCUUUUAAAAAGGCAUAGGUCUGAGAAUGAAGCCCCGACCUCAGAAUAAUACACAUUAAUAACCUGAUAACGGUAGGACUAUCCCGAGGUGAAGGGUGUGUGGAUCCCUCAAACUUAAUCUGAGUAGAAGAAGAUCGCAGGGUGCGAAGAAAACGUAUUGUGCUCGGGUACCACAAUUGCGACGAAUAAGGCUCCGUGAUAUUCUCGUGAUCCUCCAUCACUGGCGGUCAAUUUUCUAUAGUCUCCGCUUUAUACUCUGUUGUUUCCCCCCUGAAAUCUAUAUGAUUCCCCCCAAAGUCCUCAGCCCCCCCCUCCCCCCUCCGCGAUAAUUAAUUACUGCGUGGUUAGUGACGCUAAAAGAAGGAAUUUCCGACGAUUGACACGAAAAGUACAAAAAAACGACCUUAGAAAACGCCGUGAACUAAUAAAAUUGAACUUGAAACUGUGGACUACUUUUACGUAGUAUUUAAUCUAUUUUAUAGCGCAAAAGUGUUUUUUCCUAUUCGUAACGGUGAUUCUGAAAACUCUCUUUCCUUCCUUCGUCUUUCUAUCUUACUUUCUCGGUUUAUUUCUCAAUGAGUCGAUCGCCAUUGAAAAAUCUUACAUUCCUCCAUUCAUUUAUUUCUACAUGAUUCACGUUCUUUUAUGUGUAUGUAAAAUCUAUUUUCAGACCCAACCACUAUUUUCUUCUGAAGAAAUGAACCGGCGUCUGAACAGUAUCCGUUCUUACAUGGAAAAAAAUGGCCUUGACGCAUGCGUGUUCACUUCUUACUACAACAUUUAUUACUUCAGCGAGUUUCUAUACUGUUCCAUGGGACGGCAAUACGCCUUGGUCAUUACUGACGAAAAAGCAUUGACAAUUACGCCAUGUAAGAACUUGUCAAAUGUCUUUGUUCAAUUAACAACUUUACUAUUAAAGUAAAGAGUUUUUUUUUAAGUAGAAUUUUUUUGUUGAGACUGAUGGGUCUUGUCUGUUUACAGCUGUAGAUUAUGGGUUUCCAUGGAGACGAGGAACUUGCGAUAACAUUAGCUACACCAACUGGCAAAAGGAAAAUUUUUACUACGCCAUGCAACAACAGGUAUCGAAAAGAAGAUAAAAUUCGUUUAAUAACACGAAUAAUCAGAUGUUUGAUUGAGAAAGAAAAGCACUUGAUAAAUAGCUGUGAUUGUUAACAUUGUAAGCAGCACCAUAUUAAGCAGUUGGUUGUCACAAAUAUUUUCACCUCUAUUAAGUGGUCGUGGUCGUGGAAUCUGCAGCUUUAAAGCGAAAAUUUGCGAGUUGCCUUUCCAAGAUCAUUAGUUAGACUACUUCUUGAUUUUAGAUGCCUGCAUAGGAGUAUGUAUAUAUUUUCUUAUUUAUCGCCUCUUUGUAAAACUAUCAGUUACAGUCUGCAAAGACGGUGGGUGUAGAGUUUCCAGAUAUGGGAGCCUCGCUGCAAAGUUUCUCAGAGGCCUUACCGCAUGCCAAAUUUGUCGACGUAGCAGAUGCAGCCAUGGAAAUUCGACGAGUGAAGUCUCCAGAGGAGGUCGAAAUAGUCCGUCAAGGCUCUCGAAUAGCAGAGCUUGGGGCGUAUGCAGGAAUCAAGACCUUACACGAGGGUGUCCCAGAGUAUGAAGUGGUGAUCGCUUCAAAUAGUGCCAUGAUGCGGGAGGUCGCUGUAACAUUUCCACAAAUCGAUAUCCGAGAUAGUAAGUUAUUGGAAUUCUGGUUUGAUCUUUAACAGAACAUUUUUAAUUACGCUUUUUUUUUUAACUUUAUUGAUGGGCCCUUCCCAAAAAAUCUAACUUAACUCCCAAAAAAUAACCCCAACACUUAAGGAUGUUACUAUGGUGCAUACCAAAGUUCUUUUACUCAAGUGAGAGAUAUCUUCGUGAAAUUUUUACUCCUGUUUUUACUUCUGAGAUAAGUACCGCUUACUUGAGGAGUUCCCUGUAUAACCCAUCAUGGAGUUAUCUACUCCCCUUUCAUUACACUUUACUCAUUGUGCGUACAUUCUUUUCUAUCUAGCGUGGUCUUGGCUGCAGUCAGGAAUAAACACAGACGGUGCACACAACUUUCCUACAAGUCGGCGAGUUCAAAAAGGCGAUAUUCUGAGUUUGAACUGCUUUCCAAUGAUAGCAGGGUAAGUCUAUCUAUUCAGAAAGUAGAUUUGUUCUCUUACAUUCAUAAAGGUUCUUAUACAAAUGAUGACUAAAUCGGAUCGGCGGGAGGCUCCGCUUUGAUACGCAAAACAUUCGGCGAGGUCGAACGUAGUAUGCUAGUAAUAUCUCGUCAGAGCCUGCGAUCCUUGGUACAUAACGCUGUCCAAAAGCAUUGCGACCUCCCAGAACGUGAAUAUGAUAAGUAUGCAGGAUGUUUGUCACAUGGAUCGAGUCAAUACGUAAGCUAGCAAGAGCCUCUUACAGCUCAGUGUAUCCGAGCCAACAAGUGGCAUGGAUUGAUACUGGGAUCAACACACCUGCUAGGAGCGCUCGAGUGUUCUUUUUUGCCUGAUUUUCUAACGUUAUUUAUUUUGCUGGUAUUUUUGUUUUGUAAUAGAAACUAUGCUGCUCUAGAGCGGACGUUGUUCUUUGAUCACGUGCCAUCAGAUCGACAUAUGGAACUCUGGGAGAUCAAUAACAAGGUACACCGUAGAGGCCUGGAACUAGUCAAACCAGGCAUGCGCUGCGGUGACGUUGCACGGGAACUGAAUGAAAUUUAUAUGGAACACGACAUUCUGCAAUACCGAGUCAUUGGCUACGGACACUCCACGGGAGUUCUUUCUCAUUACUAUGGAAGGGACUGGGGCUUAGAGUUCCUCGAGCACGUGGACACAGUUCUGGAACCUGGGAUGAUCAUUACCAUGGAACCAAUGAUUGUAGUUCCCGAAGGAAAACCUGGAGCUGGCGGGUACAGAGAGCACGAUACUUUGAUUAUUACGGAGACUGGGACCGAGAACACAACAGCAUCGUUUCCUAUUGGUCCUGAACAAAUGAUUGUCAAAAACUAAGCAUCCUAUCCCCAAAGACAGAGUUUAUAACUUUCUGUAAGUCUCCUCUAUGACUGAUCCAAGAAUUUUGACGGGAAAAGCUAUUUUUGUAGGAAUAGCUGAUAAGGUCCUAGGGUUACAGAAAAAAUGAGAAAAAAAAGAUGAUUUAUUGCUAAAUAAUCAAUCUUCCUGUCAAUAAAUUUCCGACGAAGAAGCCCCUUCAAGAAAAUCCUUUCGACGCCCAUCCAGAGGCGGUGCACAUUUGCCAUAAUAAGCUUAAUUGACUGACUGAUCAAAAUGCCGUUGCUCUUUGUAUGAAAAAGCAUCCACAUUCAGCCGUUUUUAAUGUUAGUUAAGGGGAUGUGCAUGUCUGUUCCACAAGUUAGUUUAUUUCACUAUGGUAUUCAAAUGCCUACAUGGGUUAGCUCCGUACUAUUCAACUUCGAAAUUCUCUUAACGUAAUAAAGUUACAACCUAAGGGACUCCGAGAAAAAACUUAUGUUCUAUUACCAAGCACAAAGUAUUUCAAAAAUAGUUUUCGUUACAGAGGCGCCACAUUGCGGAAGUUAAGCCAUACCAGGAGGGUUAUGACAAAGAAUUUCAACAUUAG
Messenger RNA from Pocillopora meandrina, 3734 nucleotides. NCBI's taxonomy places the organism in Eukaryota, Metazoa, Cnidaria, Anthozoa, Scleractinia, Pocilloporidae. The record is from the annotation of a GenBank genome assembly.